Molecule: messenger RNA, 1158 nt
Organism: Lachnellula hyalina
Lineage: Eukaryota; Fungi; Ascomycota; Leotiomycetes; Helotiales; Lachnaceae
Exons: 3
Coding region: 1-1158 (385 amino acids)
Source: RefSeq, a predicted model, not a curated record
AUGGUGGACAUCCAGAACAUUGACUUCAUAGCAAUGCUCAAUUUGCCAGUAGCAUAUAUUCUGCUGCCAGCGGUGUUGAUUCUGGUAGGGUUUUUCGCAAAGGGAAACAUAUGGCCAACUGUAUGGGCUGGCGGAAAGCCUGUAUCUCCACCCACUAAGGGGAAAGUGAUGACAUUCAAAGAGUACCAGUCUGGGCAAUCAAUGGGAGAUGUUAUUCCUCUCAGAGACUUCGACUGGAAGACUGAAGAGCCGCGAAAGAUUUACAAAUUCAGUCCUAAGUAUUUCUUGACAAUGGGACUACAAAACACCAACAUCAAUUUCAUCACUCACGUGGACCGUCAGUAUCAAGAACGUUGCAAGGCUCGCCAUGAGAUCUUGCGCACACAUCCGAAUGCCCUCGCAUGUAGACCCGGAGCCGAAGCCAUGGUUGACGAACUCUACGCAUAUCUGGUAAACGAUUACCUGCCACACCGGUAUCCUACAAUCUUCCAGUUUAAAUCACAAAAUGGAGCGCCGAAUCAUCUCCUAAAUAACGUCACCACAGACGUUUUACCUUUGACGCCCCCACAAGAUAGGAUCGAGGCACUUCGUCUCCUAGCUGUUAAUGUCGAUGAGGACUUUUUGAUGCUUCUGCCCUCAUCAGACGGUGACGGAUAUUCAUUGGAAAGUGUGAUUUGGUGUUACCCCGUCGGAUUUGAUGCUGGUGACAAAGUUGGUCUGAAGUUAAGAGACGCACACAAACCUGUUCCUGCAUACAAAGAGGUUAUGCAAAGUAGUAUGGAUCGAUAUUUUGGAAAGUUGGCUGUUGGCAAGGUUAUUUAUCGCGUGAAUUGGGCUGUUGCUACCAAUGACAAUCUCUGCGAAGAUGGCGAGUAUCAUUUAUAUGAAGGACAAGAAGCUUCUGAUACUGAAGUCGAUAUUUCAAACUGCUUUGUGCGGUGCGAGCUGCAGACCCUUUUCGCCCUCCCCAAAUCCGGAGGCAGAAUUUUAAGCGUGCAUUUGUACCUGUAUCCCUUACAGCAGAUCAAGGAUGAUGGAUUGCAAGAGCAAAUGAUUGAGGCGAUUGAUGGCUUAAAGCAAGGAAAUGCGCCAGGAUUUUGGAGAUAUAAGAGGGCCCCUGUAUGGCAUGAUAAAGUCAAGGAGUUUCUGAGAAGCUAA